Molecule: messenger RNA, 2627 nt
Organism: Amoebophrya sp. A120
Lineage: Eukaryota; Dinophyceae; Syndiniales; Amoebophryaceae
Source: the annotation of a GenBank genome assembly
AGGACCCCAUUAAUUUAUGACGUUUCCUUUUUCUUGUGAAGCAUAAUGAUAAUCAAGUCGACGUCUCGACCUCCUCCCCCGAUUUCUGCCUGAGAGUCCGCUGCUUCAGCGUAGAAAUGUGUCUACAACAGCAGUCAAGUAGAAAGAGUAGGCAUAGUGUCAACAUUUUUUGUUGAAGGCCAAAAUAAAUUUAUAAAAACCAACGGUGAAAGCUGCUCCUGCGUAUUUCCGUUUAUCAUGUUUGACAUGGCGGCGGACAAGCAGAAGCGCCAGGCGGAGGCCCGGCGCAAGGAGGCGAAGCGACGGCUUUUGGAGCAGCAGCAACAGGCGGCGAAGAGCGCGGAGCUGCAGCGCGAGCGGGACGACCGCGAACUAGAGAAGGCGCGGGAGCUGCGACGCCUAGAGGAGCGACGGGACGCGGAGAUCUUCGAAACGGGCGGCGUGAAGAUUCUCCGGCAGGGCUUGCACGUCAUCCCCGACAGCCGAACGGACGACAAACUGGUGCUUCCGCCCUCCGUGUUUCAAGAACUGAACAACCACCGGGUCUUCGAGCAGUUCGAGGGCCAAAACAUGCGCGGCUCGGUGCUCACGUUCGAAGUCACCGUGUCGUCGGCCUCAGCAGCAGAGCCGGUGAUUAUAGAGCAGGUCACCACUGGUGCAGCAGGUGAUGUGGCGGGAACGAGCGGCGCGACAUCAACAUCAACUACAGUUAUAGCGACCACGCACUGUGGCGUCGCGGAAUUUACCGCCGACGAAAACACGGUGCGUUUCGGGCCGAAGGUGUUGUUUUCCCUGAUGGCGCAGUGCGGAAACAUAAAGCCGGAGCGGGUGAAUAUUAGGUACAAGCAGCUCUCGCGCUACAACCGGUGCCGCUGCACCUUUCAGCCGAAAGGGGCCGGGUUCUUCCAGCAAGCGGAAAGUACUAGCGCAAACAGUGGAGAGUUGGUAGGUCCUCAGGUGGUCAACAUCGAUUUGCGAUCGGUGCUGGAGGCACAGCUGCAGUUCCACACGUGCCUGACGGAAAACGACGUGGUGCCGGUGCGGCACGAAAACAAUACCUACUACCUGCAAGCGAAGCUGCUCGAACCGGACGACGCACUGCUGAUCCUGAACACCGAGAUGGAGAUCGACGUCCUGCCGUCCGAACAGGUCGAAUUUGAGCAGAAGCUGCUGGAGCGAAAGCGGCAAAAAGAGGAGCGGCUGAAGGCUAUGUACGACGAAGAGGUGGAGCGCCGUAGGAAGUUUGAAGAAAAAGAUCUUGCGGAAAUGGAAGAACUAAUGAAGAGCGCAGGUUCUGCUUCAAUCUCGGCGAGCAAUCUGCGACCAGUGGAAGUGCAGGUGCGCUUGCCGAACGGGAAAGCCAUAUCUAGGACGUUCUUCGUCGCGGCGAACGCAUCUUCAUCAAGCGCGGCAUCGAACAGUACAGGAGCUUCCUCCGCCGCCGCGGGAGCAGCUGGUGGCGCGGCUGCGGCGAGCGGGAAUUGUUCUACUGUGACCAAGGAAAGCAAGCUCGUUGAUGUGUUUCACUGGUUGUCCCACACACCCGCCACAAUGGAGUACACGUACCGGUGCGCGCAGAAGCACCAGCUGGUGCAAUCCUGGCCGGGGCAUCGACUGGUUCUGACUUAUGACGACCACCGGGACAAGACGUUGUUCGAGCUCGGGCUGCGCGGGCGGCGCGAGCAGCUGUUUUUCAAAGCUGUGAAUGACGCCGCGGAGGAAGGUACUGCACCUGACACACAACCAAGAGCCGAGCCGCAUGACCCUGCUUCUAAAUUGUCCCCGUCUUCGGACCACCGGCUCCGCACUCAGUCAAAAGAGAGCAACAGCAUGGGUGUCUCCGCGCCCGACCUACCGCGGCUGCCCUCCGACUGGCGGGACGCGGGCACCGACGCAUUCGCGCGCAUCGACGAGCAGACUCCGAUGGUGGUUGACAGCACGACACCGGCCAAUGGGGAGGGGGGCCAGGGCCGGAGUGGGCUAGAUGCUGCUGCAAACGGCGAAAGUGGCGAAACAAACAAACCCGAACCACUGGAUUCCGUUACGAUUUUCCACAUGCUGCGGCAAGCCCCCGGCCAGCACACCCCAGAGGAAGACGCAGCGUACGCGAAGAAAUGGGGCCGGGAACUGCAACAACUGGCCGAGCUGGGAUUCGGACCGGAGGUGUGGAUCACCCGCUGCAUUCCGUUCUUAAAGAAAUGGAACGGAACCAUGCCCCGUGUGGUAAACAGCUUGAUGCUCGAGGAGGAAGUCCCGAAAAUACACUGACCGACCAUGAUAAACCCGUUCCUACCGACGUUUUCAACGAUUGUAUCAGUUUACGUACAAGAGCUUUGCGAUUGGUUCUUCCUUCGGUACAAGGAGUUUCAAACUCGCGUUGAUUCACAUGGACGCCCGAUUUGGACCUCUCGAGCUCAGAUUUUUUUUUUGUCAUGAUGAGAAAAACGAUUAUACCCUCCACUGCUGUUUAUUCCCUUCGAAUCUUGAUACAAACACAAACUGCCAGCAUAAAUAGAAGUCAAAAAAUGAACACUACCAGAAAGUACUACAAAGAAAAGCAUCACGACCAGAAAAAGGAAAGCCAACGGGCUGCAUUUUUUUUCGGGGGAAACAGUGCACGAUCCCGC